GUGGGCUGGUGAAGAGGCGGAACUGCCACUUGGCCAGCUAGUGACUGUAUGUAGCCUGUGGGGUGGUAUUGAAGCCUGCAGGGUUAAAUAACCUUGGUCUUUUUCCAGUAUUGUUGACCACCACAUCUUGUCAUCAUGGAGGGAUCCGACGAGUUUACCAAGUACCGCUCGCCGCUAGUUUCAAGGUAUGCAAGCAAGGAAAUGGCCUACAACUUCAGCGACCGGAAGAAAUUCACAACCUGGAGAAAGCUGUGGAUCUACCUCGCCAAGGCUGAGAAGACUCUGGGUCUGUACAUCACCGAUGCCCAAAUAGCGGAGAUGGAGAGCCAUGCGGAAGACAUUGACUUUGCCAUGGCGGCCGAAGAGGAGCGUAAGCUGAGGCACGAUGUCAUGGCCCACAUCCACACCUUCGCCCACUACUGCCCCACGGCCGCUCCCAUCAUCCACCUGGGAGCCACCUCCUGCUACGUGGGAGACAAUACCGAUCUUAUCAUGCUGCGUGAUGGAUUUGACGUCCUGUUGCCUAAGCUGGCCAGAGUGAUUGACAGAUUGGCAAACUUUGCAGAGAAAUACGCUGACCUGCCCACCCUCGGCUUCACACACUAUCAGCCGGCACAACUGACCACGGUAGGGAAACGGGCAUGUCUGUGGUUACAGGACCUGGCCAUGGACAUGAGAAACCUGCAACGUGCCCGCGAUGACCUGCGUUUCCGGGGGGUCAAGGGGACCACUGGCACACAGGCCAGCUUCCUGCAGCUCUUCCAGGGGGACCACGAUAAGGUGGAAGAGCUUGACAGAAUGGUGACGGAGAUGGCUGGCUUCAAAAAAGCCUACCUGGUGACAGGACAGACGUACAGUCGUAAGGUCGACAUUGACUCACUGUCUCAUCUGGCCAGCUUGGGCGCUACUGUCCAUAAGAUCUGCACAGACAUCCGCUUGCUGGCGAACAUGAAGGAGAUUGAGGAGCCUUUUGAGAAAGAGCAAAUAGGGUCCAGUGCCAUGCCUUAUAAGAGGAAUCCCAUGCGUUCAGAACGUUGUUGUAGCCUUGCCCGCCACCUGGUGGCACUGUUGGCCGACCCGCUGCAGACAGCCUCGGUUCAGUGGCUGGAGAGGACGCUGGACGACAGUGCCAACAGGAGGAUUUCUCUGCCCGAGUCCUUCCUGACCGCGGACAUCAUCCUCAGUACCUUGCAGAAUAUCACAGAGGGACUGGUGGUCUACCCCAAAGUAAUUGAAAGACACAUUCGCCACGAGCUGCCCUUCAUGGCCACAGAGAACAUUAUCAUGGCUGUGGUGAAGGCUGGAGGGAACAGACAGGAUUGCCAUGAGAAGAUCCGCGUGCUGUCCCAGCAGGCAGCAGCAGUGGUCAAACAAGAGGGAGGUGAUAAUGACCUUUUGGCCAGGAUUCAGGCUGACCCCUACUUCAGCCCCAUCCUGGGACAGCUGGACGCCCUCCUGGACCCCAAGACCUUCAUCGGCCGAGCCCCCCAGCAGGUAACUAGGUUCCUGUCUGAGGAGGUGCGCCCCCUGCUGGAGCCCUACAAGGCCAAGAUGGACGUCAAGAUUGAGCUGGAGCUCUGAGACGUGUUACUAUGGAUCCCUCCGCUUUUUGUCAAGACACGCCCUGCGUACCAUUCAAGUGCCAGGUUUGGCUAGUACUUGUUGCCUCUGUUGGUUAGGCUGGUUAAGGUUAGGGUUAGGGUAAGCCAAUCAGAGGCAGAGUAGGGGCGGGUCUUUCCAGAAUGCGGAUGGGUCUUGCCAAGAAAAGAGUGGAAUCCAUAACGUCUCUGAGACACACAGACGCACACUGACCAAGAGACCUCAUCAUGAUUUUUGGCUUCAUGUGGUUUGCGGCUUUGCGACAUCAUACCUCAAUAAAGAACA
Lampris incognitus (smalleye Pacific opah) is the source of this 1884-nucleotide messenger RNA. It is a transcript of the gene adsl, whose product is annotated as adenylosuccinate lyase. The transcript is spliced from 12 exons. Gene Ontology annotation, molecular function: N6-(1,2-dicarboxyethyl)AMP AMP-lyase (fumarate-forming) activity; (S)-2-(5-amino-1-(5-phospho-D-ribosyl)imidazole-4-carboxamido) succinate lyase (fumarate-forming) activity. Bases 136 to 1581 code for a protein of 481 amino acids. Gene Ontology annotation, cellular component: cytosol. Lineage: Eukaryota; Metazoa; Chordata; Actinopteri; Lampriformes; Lampridae. Gene Ontology annotation, biological process: 'de novo' AMP biosynthetic process. The record is from RefSeq and is a predicted model, not a curated record.